Messenger RNA from Malaclemys terrapin pileata, 7431 nucleotides. RefSeq names its product zinc finger protein 160-like. The record is from RefSeq and is a predicted model, not a curated record. The coding region runs from base 267 to 2363 and encodes 698 amino acids. Gene Ontology annotation, biological process: regulation of transcription by RNA polymerase II. The transcript has 5 exons. Gene Ontology annotation, molecular function: DNA-binding transcription factor activity, RNA polymerase II-specific; RNA polymerase II cis-regulatory region sequence-specific DNA binding. NCBI's taxonomy places the organism in Eukaryota, Metazoa, Chordata, Testudines, Emydidae.
GCAGGAAGUGAAUUGCGGGAGCUGCAGCGACUCUUUGUUUUGGUGCAACCCACGUUCCUCGCCAGCCCGGACCGGCCGCUGCCGCGGGGGAGGGACAUUCCCGCGCCCCCCCCCGAGAGACUCUCCCCGGGCAGAGACCCCGGCCCGGCCCCCCUGACUGGGACCCCGAGCCCCCCCGGCAGUGCCCCGCGUGGGGAGAAGGCUGCAGAAUAACAACCCCGUUUUGCUCCAGAUCGUCCCAUCUUCCUAGGGGCCGGGGCAGGGAAAUGGCUGCGGUGGAUCCAGCUCAGAUGCUGGUGACCUUCGAGGAGGUGGCUGUGUAUUUCACCAGGGCAGAGUGGGCUCUGCUGGACCCCGCUCAGAGAGCCCUCUACAGAGACGUCAUUCAGGAGAACUAUGAGACCGUGACCUCGCUGGGACUCCCCAUUCCCAAACCUGCCCUGAUCGCCCGGCUGGAAGCAGGAGAAGAGCCAUGGGUCCCGGAUCUCCAGGACUCCAAGGAAAGCAACAUCCCAAGAGGCCCCUGCACAGCAGGUGAUGAGACAAUGAGUGAGAACGAGGAAGGGAAUCCACAGCAGGAAGGUCCUGAGCAAGUGGAACUGCAGGAAGACUUUCUGAGAAGAGCAGAUGGGAAUUUUUCCCCGUUCUUGGAACAGAGAAAAGCCUGGAGUAAUCGGGACAGGUCAGAGAGGAAGUUGGGAAACCACCCAAGAAAGCAAGUGCACGAAUCCUUUGAAUGUGGGGGAGGAGGCAAGGAUCCCAAAAAAACCACAACCCCACAGACAAAUCCCAAGGAAAAGAAACCUUAUAAAUGCUUGGACUGUGGAAAAAUCUUCAACUGGAUCUCAAAUCUUACUACCCAUCGGAGACUGCACACGGGAGAGAAACCAUAUAAAUGCCUUGAGUGUGGGAAAAGCUUCAGUCAGUGCUCAGGCCUUAUUAGCCACGGGAGAACCCACACAGGAGAGGGACCAUAUAAAUGCCUUGAAUGUGGGAAAAGUUUCAGUACAUCAUCAGUCCUUAUUAUACACCAGAGAACCCACACAGGAGAGAAACCAUUUAAAUGCCUGCACUGUGGGAAAAGUUUCAGUCAGCGCUCACAUCUUACUAGCCAUGGGAGAAUCCACACAGGAGAGGGCCCACAUAAAUGCUUGUACUGUGGGAAAAGUUUCAGUGGACCAUCAGCCCUUACUGCACAUCAGAGGAUCCACACAGGAGAGAAACCCUAUAAGUGCUUGGACUGUGGGAAAAGCUUCAGUCAGAGCUCAAGCCUUAUUAGCCAUAGGAGAAUCCAUACGGGAGAGAAACCCUAUAAAUGCCUUGUGUGUGGGAAAAGUUUCAGUGUAUCAUCAGCCCUUAUUGUACACCAGAGAACCCACACGGGAGAGAAACCCUAUAAAUGUUUGGACUGUGGAAAAAGCUUCAGUCUGCACUCAAGACUUAUAAACCAUAGGAGAAUCCACACAGGAGAGAGACCAUAUACGUGCCUGGAUUGUGGGAAAAGCUUCAGUCAGCGCUCACAUCUUAAUAGCCAUGGGAGAAUCCACACAGGAGAGGGCCCACAUAAAUGCUUGUACUGUGGGAAAAGUUUCAGUGGCCCAUCAGCGCUUACUGCACAUCAGAGAACCCACACCGGGGAGAAACCUUAUAAAUGCUUGUACUGUGGGAAAAGUUUCAGUCAACACUCAAGCCUUAUUAGCCAUGGCAAAAUCCACACGGGAGAGGGACCAUAUAAAUGCCUUGAGUGUGGGAAAAGUUGCAAUGCACCAUCAGCCCUUAUUGUACACCAGAGAACUCACACGGGAGAGAAACCCUAUAAAUGCUUGGACUGUGGGAAAAGCUUCAAUCAGCGCUCACAUCUUACUAGCCAUGGGAGGAUCCACACCGGAGAGGGACCACAUAAAUGCCUUGAGUGUGGGAAAAGUUGCAAUGCCCCAUCAGCACUUAUUGUACAUCAGAGAACCCACACAGGAGAGAAACCCUAUAAAUGCCUUGAGUGUGGGACAAGUUUCAGUGUACCAUCAGCCCUUAUUACACAUCAGAGGACCCACACAGGAGAAAAACCCUAUAAAUGUUUGGACUGUGAUAAAAGCUUCAGUCAGAGCUCAAAUCUUACUGCCCAUCGGAGGCUGCACAUGGGAGAGAAACCCUGUAAAUGCUUGGACUGUGGGAAAAGUUUCAGAGAACCAUCAGCCCUUAUUGUACAUCAGAGAACCCACAUAGGAGAGAAACCUUAUAAAUGCCUCCACUGUGAGGAAGGUUUCAGUCAGCGCUCAAACCUUAUUAGACAUCAGACAAGCCACACAAGAGAAAAACCCUAUAAAUGCUUAGAUGAUUGGGAAAGUUUCAGUCCCUGCUCAUAACUUCAUAAAAAUUGAAGAAUUCACACGGGACAGAAUCUAUAAAUGCCUCAACUGUGAAAAAAGUUUCAUUUGAAGAUCAAACCUUGCGUCACAUCAGACGAUCCGCACGAGAGAGAACCCUUGGAUGCUUGGAUUGUGGGAAAAGGUUCAAUAACUGCAAGAAGAGAUUCAGUCUGAGCUCACACAUUGUUCCUCAUCGCGUAAUUCACAGAAGAAAGAGCUUGAGUGUGGGGGAAGCUUUAUCUGCUGCUCACACGGUAUCAAACCUCAGUAAAUCCACACAGAGAAGAGCCCUUUUAUGGGUCCUUAGCAUGGAAAACGCUUCUGUUGGAGGUAACACCACACUGGACAUCAGAGCGUCCUCCACACUGGAGGGAAAUUCCCUCAGUGCCCUGACUAGAGCUGGCCAUAGCAAAACCUCCAUUUCCUAGUUCCCACCCGCAUCGGUGGCAUUUGGCUUCCAGGUAUCUGUUAGGGCUUUUCCCGUCACCCUCUCCCCUGGUUCUUGUCUCACAGACAGAGAACAGACCAGAAGUCUGGAGUGCUGACAAGUCAAUGUUUAUUGGGAUUAGUUUCCAAGCAAGCAUAUUUCGCACCCUUCACACCAGUCAGGCUUCUCUCUACGCGCCGAUAGAGUCUGCUCCCCGGUGUUUUGUUCCUGGCUCUGACGCCGCUGUGUCCCAAUUCCCCAGUCCCCCAGACCCCUUCCCCCUCCUCCUUCUCAGCAGGCCCAGAUAGACCUGCGGUGCACGUCCUAGUCACACCCCUCACAACUUAUGGUCAUGUUCUGUUCUGGAGGGUCGUGAGUUGGGGUCUUCGUGCCACCUCUUUUGUACCCAAGGGAGGGGUGAGGAGUGAGGUUGUGCUCCGGCAGGGGCAGGCAUUUCUUUGGUCUUUUAGUGUUUUACCUCCCCACAUCCUGACUAGUUUUACCGCCUUCCCCUCCUGACUAGUUGCUUGACCUUGCUUUGAGAGAAAGAGUUGAGGCGGUUGUCAAGUGGGCGCUCACAUAUUACACUCCAGCUAUGCCCAGGAACACUAGUUCCAGCUCUUAGCUCUUUUCAGCCCAUCUGCUUGUGGGCAGAUGUAGCACACGGGGUCAUUGUCCUUUGUUCACCCAUAUUAGUAUAAGAUGCAAGAGUAUCAAAAGUCAAACCCCAAAUUCUGUCUCAGGCUGACAACCAGGCUUCUGUGCUAACAGUGUCCAGCUGUCUGUCUCUGGGGGCAGGUUCCCGCAGCCGCUGACCCGGAGCUGAUCAAGGACCCUCUGGCUUUGCCUGAUCUUAGCUAACCCCAGCAGAGGAGGAGAAGCCCCGAUCAGCCCUCUGACGGGUUACCCUGGCGAUCUGGGUAUGCCUCCUGAUGUACUGGGGUUCCACUGAGCCUGCCCGUUCCACCAGCCAGGGCCCCCCAACCCCGGCCUGCCAAGCCAGGCUCUCCAGCCUGCUCUGUCACACCCACAGGAAGGGCCACGUCCUGCUGCAGAAAGACACGGACGCGGAGAUUAGGUCUGCACGAUGAGACCCAGCUCAGGAAGUGCCCUGCACUCGUGUGCACACCACUGUAGGAGUGCAAACCCCAGGAGUGCACUGUCCUCCCAGCACGGCACUCACCACAGUGUUCUGUGCUCUCCACGCGUAGGAAUCACACUCGGAUUUCUUUGAUCCUGACUCAGACGCCUGAGAGCUACAGAUGAGUGUCCCCGACCUGGAGGGGGAAUUCAAAUGACCCCCAAAGCUCUGGCUCAUCCUUCAGAGCUAAAAUCCCUGCUUUCGUCUAUUGCAGGGGCCGGCAUCCUUUGGCUCCCGGUCCGUCAGGGUAAGAGCGGCCAAGGGACAUGCUGGCCGUGCUUCCUGCAGCCCCCAUUGGCCGGGAACGGCGAACCACGGCCACUGGGCGCUGCGAGCAGCUGUGCCUCUGGGCGCUCAGGUAAACCAACCGUCUCGCGGCCCACCAGCGGCUUACCCUGGCAGGCUGGGAGCCAAAGGUUGCCAAUCGCUGAUCUAUUGUUAAAGUGGUUUCUGGGCUUUGUAGAUGUUCAGGUUUGGGCUUUGGAUUUUUUUAUUAUUAUUUUUGCAUUAGGACGAUGUUAAAACUUUUGUAAAUGACACAACCAGAUGAUGAGGAGGUGCUGAGUAUAGCAGGUUUAGCCAGGUCAGAAGAAAAUGAAUACAUUGGUUUUCCUUCUUUGGGGAGUUCUGUGGGAUUUCACUUUAUGAACCUGAAAGUAUUUUGUAGUGCACCUUGUAGUGUUGGUUUCUGUCCCUUCCUGCAGGCCGUUUGGUCAUCUAUUUUGAUAUUAGUUUACUUUGACAGGAUGUAGCAGUUUUAUUAAGGACUUUAUGAGACAAAUGAUCAUUUGCCAGAAGAGUCCUUUUUUGUUUUAUUUUAACUGUUCUUUCCCAUUGUCAUGAGAUUUUCAUGUUUGAACAAUGACAAUUAUCAAUAUCUCUCAGCACGAACACCGAGGGGGCGCGCUAGAUUCACACUCUGAGAGGCCGAGACAGGACGGGGUGUGGAGUUACUGCCAGAUCCCUGCAGAGAAGUGAGAUGCAGACAGGACGGGGUGUGGAGUUACUGCCUGACCCCUGCAGAGAUGUGAGAUGCAGACAGGACGGGGUGUGGAGUUACUGCCUGACCCCUGCAGAGAUGUGAGAUGCAGACAGGACGGGGUAUGGAGUUACUGCCUGACCCCUGCAGAGAUGUGAGAUGCAGACAGGACAGGGUAUGGAGUUACUGCCUGACCCCUGCAGAGAUGUGAGAUGCAGACAGGACGGGGUAUGGAGUUACUGCCAGAUCCCUGCAGAGAAGUGAGAUGCAGACAGGACGGGGUGUGGAGUUACUGCCUGACCCCUGCAGAGAUGUGAGAUGCAGACAGGACGGGGUGUGGAGUUACUGCCUGACCCCUGCAGAGAAGUGAGAUGCAGACAGGACGGGGUGUGGAGUUACUGCCUGACCCCUGCAGAGAAGUGAGAUGCAGACAGGACGGGGUGUGGAGUUACUGCCUGACCCCUGCAGAGAUGUGAGAUGCAGACAGGACGGGGUGUGGAGUUACUGCCUGACCCCUGCAGAGAUGUGAGAUGCAGACAGGACGGGGUGUGGAGUUACUGCCUGACCCCUGCAGAGAUGUGAGAUGCAGACAGGACGGGGUGUGGAGUUACUGCCUGACCCCUGCAGAGAAGUGAGAUGCAGACAGGACGGGGUGUGGAGUUACUGCCUGACCCCUGCAGAGAAGUGAGAUGCAGACAGGACGGGGUGUGGAGUUACUGCCUGACCCCUGCAGAGAUGUGAGAUGCAGACAGGACGGGGUGUGGAGUUACUGCCUGACCCCUGCAGAGAAGUGAGAUGCAGACAGGACGGGGUGUGGAGUUACUGCCUGACCCCUGCAGAGAAGUGAGAUGCAGACAGGACGGGGUGUGGAGUUACUGCCUGACCCCUGCAGAGAUGUGAGAUGCAGACAGGAGGGAGGGAGAGUGUGGAACCAGAGCUGGGAACCUGCAGGCUCGUCUCUUGGGUGCCAGACAGCUGACGCUGAGAACGGUGAACUUGCUGCACCAGUGCCAGAGAGAGGCAGGAAUUGCCCUGUGAGUGCUGGGUGAAGCCAUCCCUGAAGUCGGAAGGGCUACAAACGAUGCCCCAAGAGGAAUGAGGAGGGGAGGGGGCAGCGUCUCCCCAUUGCUCAGAGGAUGAGCCUGGGCAGAGACGAGAAGGAAGCUGGGGAAGCCAACAGGCCUGGGCCAGCCUUGAAGCCAGGCUGACCCCACCAUAGAGGCCAGAGGGAGAUGAGGAGCCUGAGAGCCCAGCUGGUCACCCGUCCCCCUCUAACCCCGUGUCCUGCCUGGGGACGACAGAGACUCUCUGCCCCACUCCCCCCACACUGCGUCCCUGUAAUCUCCGCUCCUUGGAUUCCUGCCCUCGGCCCCAGCAUCUCUCCUGGGUGCUCUGCACUUUUCUACCAGUUUGUACAUGUUGCUGGUGCACGGGGGCUUUGGGGGCAGCAGUGUGCUGGGCUGGGGAUGGAAAGGCCCAUGCUGAGCUGGGCUGGGGGUGGGGACAGGAGUCUGGCUUUCUCCUUUGGAAUAAUAAAGUAGAAUUGAGUUUCUCGCACUGUGUCCUUGUUUUCCAUUAAAUACCCCCCGGCUUCAGAGUGGAGGUGAAGCAGCGCUCACAUGGUUCGGAAAUGCAGUGAGGUUAAUAGUCGGCCUGUUCCUCACACCACAACUUUCCCCUAAUUCAUUCUUGUCUGGCUACAAAAUAAUUGUGUCUCAGUUGGUACCAUGAUUAUUGUUAUACAGCAGCAGCCAGAGGCUCCCCAGAAGCCCAAGGCCGUACUGUGCUAGGUGCUGUACAUACACCUCAUGAGAGACAGCCCCUAAGGGAAAGAGUGUCCAGCCUAAAUAUGCAGAACAGCCAGUGUAAUGAUUUUGCAAGUGUCAGUAGCGACCCUGAAAUCUAACCGGCUACGAGUGACGCCCCAAGGGGAAUGAUGAGGGGAGGGGGCAGCAUCUCCCGAUGGCUGAGAGAACAAGGCUCUGCCGUUGAAGCAGCUGUUCAACUUCUGUUCCGUGUGACAAACUCAGAUUGUUCUUCCCCAGAAUUACAGCCCUUACCCCAGAGCGCAGACACAUUAUCUGAGAACAGUCAAUCUCUUACUGGCUUUAGCAAUAAUCACUGCCAAUGGGGCUGUUCAGACCCUGCCCCGGCUGUCAGCCCCUGCCAUGGAGUGAUACCAUUCAAAGCCCCGUGCUGUUCUGAUGAAGGUAUUUUAGGGCUUGUGGGCCCAGAUUAUAUUAAUCUGAAUUUUAAAUCCCAUUAGAUUUUCUGUAAGUUUUUCAAAAGUAUCAUUUAAAAAAUGCCUUGGGGUUGGGUUUUUGAUGGUAUCAGGCACCUGAGGAUGCAGAGAGGGGCCUCGUGCAGUUGUCAAAGCAGGUUAGGCACCAGGGGCUCGAUGCACAAAAAGAUUUAGAUGCCCAGCUGCUACUUUCAUUCAAAGUACCUGAAUCCGACUCUUAGACGCCAACUAUCCUAACACACACACACACACACACUCAACUGUUGCUGAACUCUG